Eimeria maxima is the source of this 4512-nucleotide messenger RNA. RefSeq lists its product as hypothetical. The record is from RefSeq and is a predicted model, not a curated record. NCBI's taxonomy places the organism in Eukaryota, Apicomplexa, Conoidasida, Eucoccidiorida, Eimeriidae. The transcript has 18 exons. Bases 1 to 4512 code for a protein of 1503 amino acids.
AUGAUCCCAUACACUGCAGCACCAUUAGCAGCAGCAGCAGCAGCCAAUGGUGCUGAUGGUGUGCAGCCGCAGCAGCAGCACCAAGGUGAGGGGUUAGCUGCUGCAGGAGCAGCAGAAGGUAGAAAUCCCUCAGCAGCAACAGCAGCAGCAGCAGCAGCAGCAGAAACGGCUGCUGCUGAGACAACUGCAGCUCCAUCUGCAGGUGGAGGAUCGAUGCAGCAGCUGAAGCAGCUGCAGUUGCUGCAGCAGCUGCAGCAAAUGCAGCAGCAGCUAAAGCAGUUGAAGCAGCAGCAGCAAGAGCAGCCGCAACAACAAAGGGCAGCUGGUGUGCUGCCAACACAGCUGCAGCAGCAACUGCAGCAGUUGCAGCAGCUGCAAAGGCUGCAGUUGCUGCAACGGUCGUUAGAUGCCCCAUCACAGGUGCAGCAGCAGCCGCAGCAGUUACAGCAGCUGCAGCAGCUGCAGCAGCUGCAACAGCAGCAAAGGCGGCAGCAGCAGCAGCCACAGAAGCAAGGGAGACCUGAGCGUCAGGUAUUGCAACAGUUGCAGGGAAUUAUGGAGAAUGAGCAGCAGGCAGGCAGCCAGCAGCAGCAGCAGCAGCAACUGCAGCAGCAGCAGCAGCAGCAGCAGCGGCCACUCUUGAAGGACAGCAAAUUUUCUGGGGGAUUAAAUAUUGAGGGCGUCUUAGCCUUAGCUAAGGCUGCCUUAGAGAAGAAUAUUGCUGCUGCUGCUGCACCUGGUGCUGCUGCUGCUGCUGCUGCUGCUUCUGAUCCUCCUGCUGCUCCGUCUGUUGCUGUUGCCAGUCUGCUGUCUGAGCCGCAACCGCUGCAGGAUGCAGCAGCAGCAGCAGCAGCAGGGAUGGAGGCAGCAGAGGAUCCAGAUAUGAAUAUAGUGCAGCAGCUGCAGCAACUCAUAGAAAGCAGCAACAGCAGCAGCAGCAGCAGCACGGAUGAUGACGAUGAAGAACAUUACUGCAAAGUUCUUGCAGAACACAAAGGCGACGAACCUAUACCUGUAGAGUUUGGCAGUUUGGAUGAAUUUGUGAAUUCUGCGGAUAUUUUUUCGCGUUUACAUCGUUAUAAAUUACCAAUAAAAGAAAUAAAAAAAAAAAUAAAUAAUAUAAACCCUUUUUUUAAUACAACAAACCCUCAACAAUCUAACCCUCUACUCUCUGUAUUCCUUACAGCAGAGUCACCUCUACAGACUUGUUCAAGGGAGGGCCCCGAGGGGCCCCUUGUUUGCGGAGGGGUUGAAGGGAGGGCCUCCCGUCGUCUUCCUUCUUUGUUUGUUUUUAAUUGUACAAAAGAAAAAGGAUGUUAUGCAGGAACAGAGCCAGGAGAGCAAGAUAUGCUCUAUAUCACACUAAGCGAGAGGUCACCAAGCAGUCCUCAAGAAACACAAGAAACUUCUCCUUUCUCUCUUCUUGCUGCUUGGGACUGUUGGCCACAAACCCCCUCUGACCAGGGGGCCCCCGAUGGGGGGCCCCCCAAUAGUGGGGGGGGCCCCCAAGGGGAGAACCCUGCAUGCGAAACAGUUGCAGCACAAGGGUUUCUUGAUGGGACACAUUUCCUCUCUGUUCGCCCUAAAAAAGAUGGGGAAUUACGUCUGGCUGUGCUGCUGCGGUCUUCUGCUGCUCCUCGUGAAUUCUUCUUAUCCUUAGCAGCACCAGCAGCACUAACAAGUCUUACUAUGGAGAAACCCUUAGAUUUUAUUAUGCCUGCUGAUAGUUAUCGCUUAUUUGUCUUUCGUUUCCUAGAGAAACCCUUUAUUUCUUCUUUUUAUUGUAUAAAUAAUCAAAGAAAUAUGCAAAAAGGAGAAAAAGAAGAAAAAUAUAAUCCUUUUCUUGUUACUCUUUUCUCUCUUAAUGAACAACAAGCAUCUAUUGCAUGCUGUAAUGCUAUUAAGGAAACAAGACCCGAUCCAGCACUGUCAUCAAAGGAGCAACCGUUCUGUUGGCGAGCAACAGAUCCAGACUUUAAUGGCUUAUUAGUUCUCCGUCCUCGUAGUGAUUAUAGGAGGGAUUUAGCUCCUUAUGGUGAUUUUGUUUGCGGUGUACGUACGCCUCCUGCUUCUGCUGCUGCUGCAGCAGCAGCAGAUGAUGAUGAUGAUGAACCGGGGUUUGGGGAGAGCUGCUCAAAUGGCUUCUGCACAGUCUCGGUUGAUAAUACAUUUUGGUUAUCCUUGUUACUACAUUCAUCAAGAGGAGGAGAUCGUCAUGUAACAGAAGUAAAUUUACGUAAUGGUGUUCCUUUACGUAUAAAUAUACAAGGAGAUUGGUAUAUAAAUGAUGGAUAUAAAACUGCCCAAUUAGAUGGUUCUUCUUUCUUCUCUUCUCCUCCUCUUGUUACUUAUCAGCAACAAACAGGAGAUCUUCUUUGUACUCUUAAUGUUACUAAAGAUAUUAUAGAUGAUGCGCAACGUACUAAUAGCCCAUUAGGAUUACAAUUAAGUGUUGUAUCUAGUGAUCGUCUAUUGGAGGUUUUCGUGUUUCCUCCUUUAGGGGGAAAAACAUUUGUCUUUGAUUGCCGUCGUCUAUCUCCAUUAAGUAUAAUAAUUAAUAUAAAAAAAGAAGAAGAAAAGGAAGACAAAAAAGAAGAAAAAGAAGAAAAAGAAGAAAAAGAAAUAAAUAUUCAUGAUGGUCUUGUUGUAUCUCCUGCGCAUGCAGUGGGGCUUUGGCGUAUUCUUCUUAAUACAUCUACUAAGGAUGCACCUGUAUCUGUACAGUUAUCUGCAUCUGUAGGUAUUCUCUUUGACGGCAGCAGCAGCAGCAGCAACAACAACAACAGUAUACAGGUGUAUAGGCACCCUAACCUCCAUACCCUCGAGAAGGAGGCCCUGCAUCUUACUGAUGGUACUGCUAUAGCUAGCGAGAUAUCCGCAAACCCUAAAUCACCAAACCACAGGAAAGUGUUUAUCUUCCCUCUUAACUUCAAGCUUAAAACAGUUGGUAGUAUAGAGUCUGACCAAACCCUUCGAUGUGCAGCGAAUAGUUUUGGGUUAACUUCUGUCCGUUUAUUUGCUAAUUCAAUCCUUUAUAGUCCUGAGGGUUUAGACAAAGGGUUUAGAGGGUUUACGCAGGAUGAGUAUACACUUCCUCUACCUGGAGAACCCGGUGCAAUAUUUUGGCCUGAGCGUGUUGGUUCUGUCUUACCCUCUGUUAGUACAAUAGAGUUACGAGGGUUUACUAAACCCUCGUCCUCCCCUGAGGGUUUAGAGGCAGCAUAUGUUAUUAUUGCUGAGGGUUAUAAUGCAACGCAUGCAGAGACACCCGAAGUGUUGCAUCCUGCUGCUGCACCACCACCAGCCCCUACAACAGGAGCAGCAGCAGCAACAGCAGCAACAGCAGCAGCAGCAACAGCAGGAGAAGCAACAGCAACAGCAGCAGCAGCAAUAGGAGAAGAAGAAGAAAAGGAUAAAUUUACAUUAAUGUGUAGUUAUAUGUCUAAUGCAAUUCCUUUAUCUAUUGGACAAACAGCAGAAGAAUUCCUAAAAAAAGGAGAAAAACGUCUUUUUUUAUUAAAUCUUAUUGAUAUUAAUCAUGAUUUACUUAUUUAUCUUACUAAUGGUGGUAUAGGAGAUGCAGAUUUAUAUGUAGGUGUACGUCGUGAUAUAAAUAUAGAGGAUAAGAAGACAUAUUUAUAUAAUUCAUGUUUAUUAGUAAAUGUAGAUUCAGGUAUAGAUGCAUAUGUAGGUUUACAGAAAUGGUCUGAUUUACGAGAUUUAACGCCAUUAAAAGAAGGAAGAGCAAAUUGGUGGUCUGAUGGUUUGCAUGCACCUCAGGUGUAUAUACACCGUAAUAAAUUAGAUAUAUUAAAAAAAGAUAGUGGAUGCUUCUUUCCUCCUCCUCCUUCUUCUGCUGUUGUUCCUGCUCCUGCUGAUGGUGGCACUGCUGCAGAUACUGCUGCUGCUGGGCCUAUAUCAGCAGCAGCAGCAGCAGCAGCAGCAGGAAGAAUAGGAGGAAUUCGUCCUAAUCAAUGUGUGCUACGUAUAGAUAUAUCUGCACCAGUAGCACAACGUUAUAAUUUGCUGCUGACGGGCAGUAGAGCAGCAGCAGCAGCAGCAGCAACAUAUUUAACCUCUGGUGUACCUACAAGAGGAAUAUUAAGAGGAAAUAAAAUUGAUUAUUAUAAGGUGGAUAUACACCCGAGGAUGACAGAAGGAGGAAAACAAAGAAAAACAGCAAAAAAACAGGAAAAAGAGGGAGAAGAAGGAGGAGAAGAAGGAGAAGAAGAAGAAGAGGAAGGAGAAGAGGAAGAAGAAGAAGAUUAUUAUAUAUUAAGACUAUUAUUUGACGUUCACGAUUCAUCAUUACCUGUUGGGGCUGCAUGCAGUUACGAGAUAGAGAUGCUGCUGCAGCAAACAAAAGAAGAUAUAAUAGAGGGGGCACGCGUAUUGCCUACAGGAGAGCCAAUAAGAGGAGUAAUAAAGGGAGGAAUACCUGCACAUUUUGUCCAAAUUGGGGUUUAUAUAGUGAUGAGGAAUAUGAAUCUCCUUGUAGCCCUAAAACCCUAA